This is a messenger RNA of Aspergillus affinis, 2217 nucleotides long. Its product is annotated as putative C6 transcription factor (OTam). The record is from RefSeq and is a predicted model, not a curated record. Bases 1 to 2217 code for a protein of 738 amino acids. The transcript has a single exon. Gene Ontology annotation, molecular function: DNA binding; zinc ion binding; DNA-binding transcription factor activity, RNA polymerase II-specific. NCBI's taxonomy places the organism in Eukaryota, Fungi, Ascomycota, Eurotiomycetes, Eurotiales, Aspergillaceae. Gene Ontology annotation, biological process: DNA-templated transcription. Gene Ontology annotation, cellular component: nucleus.
AUGGCUGCCGUUAUCACUCUUCAGUCGUCCUCGACGACGGGGCCGACGGCUGCCACGGCGGCCUCUUUUCAGCAGCCCUCUUCUGAUCAUAUCAUCCGGCCCCGAGUACCCGGUUCGACUUCCACGCCAAUUUCUCCCUCUGCAUCAAUUGGCACCCUCCCCCGUGUCCCUGUACCCGGUCGGGAUGGCCCCAGUUGCGACGCCUGUUUGCGCAGAAAGAGCCGGUGCGCUAUGAACGAAAUGGUGAAAAAGUGCUAUUCGUGCGAUUUCCAUCGUCAGGAUUGCACAUUUACCCUGUCUGCGGUGGCAAGCCGUCCUGGCACCGCCGACCUGCAGUCCAAGAAACGAAAGCUGGACGAUUCCGCCCCGGAUGAUGUAGAAUCCUCCAAGAGGUAUGAAUCGAGCCCCGAAGUGGACAUCCCAGUCCGAUUUCGGACAUUGCAUAUAGAUAGACGUGGGAACGCUAACCUUGUCCCCGCUGACAGGCAAUCAACCGUCCCCCCAGUUUCCAAACCUGAACUUUCUCGUGCACCCUUGAACGGCCACCCUCGAAUCACGUCGGGGUAUUGGCAUCAGCAAACCCAGCACAUCGGUUUAACUACCGAACUGGAACCCACUCUUCUCGAAUAUCUCCCCUUGGAUCACAACCUCGAAGGGUCUAUCGCCUCGUCCCGCGUCCGGAAGUUCGGUGACGACGGGACCUUCAUGCGGGUGGUCAACACCCUCUCCCAAGCGGGCGUACCGCCGCCCCCUCCCUUGGAUGCCAUUGAAAGCCUGGUCGCUCCCUACGGCUCGAUGUUGAUCGACAAAUUCUUCGAAAAUGUUCAUCCGACCUUCCCCGUCCUCAUGGAGGACACCUUCCGUCAAUCCUAUCGCUCCCGGCAAGGCAUGUCCCCUCUCUUGCUAUGUGCCGUCUACGUGGUGGCCUUGAAGUUUGUGGACGGAGUCCAGACGUCUCAAACCGCCCGACGACCCGAUGUCAGCCGCUUGGAAAGUACGGCCCUGAGACUGCUCAAUGAGUCGUUGCCUCAUUCGACCAUCUCGACCAUCCAGGCGGGUGUGUUGCUCAUGGAAAAGUCCACCAUCGCCACAUCCGCAUUGAACGCUCAAUUAGUCACCGCCGGGUUCGAGCUCGGCCUGCACCAGGACUGUUCGGGAUGGCGGAUGGAAACCUGGGAGAAGGGUCUCCGCAAGCGCCUCGCUUGGGCCCUUUACAUGCAGGAUAAAUGGUCCGCGCUGGUACACGGACGUCCGUCCCACAUCUUUUCUUUCAACUGGACGGUGAAGGAUCUGGUGGAGCAGGAUUUCACCGAUGCAUUCCCCUCGCCGUCUACUCAGUCCGAUGAUGCUCCCGUGGGCCACGGUCCUCUCUACUUCUGUCACAUGGUGGCCCUGACGACCAUCCUUUCCGAUAUCCUCGACCGCUUUUACACCCUGCAGGCGAUCGAGGAGUUUAAAUCAGCCGGCAACAACCGUACGCGGAUGAUCCUGGAACGCGCCAAACCGGCACAGAUCCGCCUGAAGGAGUGGUUUGGGCGUCUUCCUGCCGAAUUGAAAAUGGAGUCGGGCGGCGACCUGUUCGAAACGAUCAACGAGGAUAACGCCCGCAACGGAGCGCUGCAUCUGUCGUAUUUCGCCACGGAAAUCACCCUUCACCGUUGCAUCGUGCGAUCUCUCGGCCAGGAGACAGCGGAUGCGUACCUGUCUCACAUUUGCCGCUCCGCUGCGAAAACGCGGUUGAUUUCAGCGAUGGACUUCGUCAAUCGUCUCCGACCUCCGCAUCUCCGCUCCUUCUGGCCUGCUACAUCGCGCACCAACUUUGCCCUGAUCGGCUCCUUCGGAGUGCUCCUGCGCAUCACCGCCCCGACGAAAGAGGAGGGCGAGUUCUACCGUCUCCGGCUGUGCGAAUACCGCUGGACCUUGAGCGUCAGUAAGAAGAACGCCGAGUUCCUGGAGUUCGCCCUCGAUAGUCUGGAUCAGGCCACCAACCUCGACCAACACGUCCCCGAGAAACCGGGUAUUGACGAGCUGAUGACGAGCGCGGCGAAGCCGAUCACCACGACCCAGCCGCGCAUCAUGUCCGCAACGCAGCUGGACGAUUCCAUCCUCGAGAUUGAACCGCGAGGCGGUACCUCGUCUGUGAUCUCGGGACUCGCAUCGCCGGCGACGUCGAUUAGCGACGAGAGUCUCCACGACGCCGCGAUCCCUCCUCUAUAA